AUGUCCACUGAUAUUGCCACAUUCAAGCCAGCCCUAAUCAUAGUAGAUCUCCAAGAAGAUUUCUUACCUCCAAAUGGUUCUUUGGCUGUAACCAAUGGUCGGGACACAAUUCCCAUCAUCAAUAACCUCCUCAAUCUUCCAUUUCAUCUCAAGAUCGCCACCAAAGAUUGGCACCCUUCGAAUCAUACAUCUUUCGCUUCAAAUCAUACAGGUACAAAACCAUUCACAGAUUUCACCACCAUUUUCAAUCCAUCCAAUCCUUUGGAGAAACAUGAAACUCGUCUCUGGCCGCCUCACUGCAUUCAAGAUACACUUGGUUCUGAGUUCCCUUUCGAGCUAAACACAAAUCAUAUCACCAAGAUAAUUCUCAAGGGUCAAAAUCCUGAUGUUGAAAUGUAUUCGGCAUUCUACGAUCCCUUCAAGAAUCCUCGGGGCAGUGAUAGUGGAUUGACAGGUCAUCUGAAAGAUGAAGGUGUUACCGACGUCUUUGUAGUGGGUCUAGCAUCCGAUUAUUGUGUCAAGUGCACAGCGGAAGAUUCUGCCAAAGAAGGAUUCAAUACUUUCAUUCUAGAAGAUGCUGUUCGAGCUGUUGAUCCUGCAGCAUGGGAUAAUAUGAGAUUGGGCUUGGAAGGUGUUCAACUUGUUAAAUCCGAUGGUGAAGAAAUCGAUCGAGUAAGAGAAUUGAGAAAUUGA
Molecule: messenger RNA, 693 nt
Organism: Sclerotinia borealis F-4128
Lineage: Eukaryota; Fungi; Ascomycota; Leotiomycetes; Helotiales; Sclerotiniaceae
Source: the annotation of a GenBank genome assembly